Scaptodrosophila lebanonensis is the source of this 3924-nucleotide messenger RNA. It is a transcript of the gene IleRS, whose product is annotated as isoleucine--tRNA ligase, cytoplasmic. The record is from RefSeq and is a predicted model, not a curated record. The coding region runs from base 87 to 3785 and encodes 1232 amino acids. The transcript is spliced from 7 exons. Lineage: Eukaryota; Metazoa; Arthropoda; Insecta; Diptera; Drosophilidae. Gene Ontology annotation, molecular function: aminoacyl-tRNA deacylase activity; tRNA binding; ATP binding. Gene Ontology annotation, biological process: isoleucyl-tRNA aminoacylation.
GAGCGAAUUUGUUGAGUGCACGUUGUUUGCCAUCGCAGCAAUUUUCUGCAUAAAUAUUCUGGUUGUGACAUAAAAGUUUGGCCGCAAUGAGCGAUUCAAAGAAACUGCAACGCAGCGACUUGUGCCGUGUUCCAGAAACCAUUAAUUUUCCGGCUGAAGAGGAAGCGGUGCUAGAGCAGUGGCAAGAGACAAAAAUUUUUGAGAAGUGCAGUCAGCUCUCAAAGGGUAGACCUAAAUACACCUUUUACGAUGGGCCGCCAUUUGCAACCGGCUUGCCGCAUUACGGCCAUAUUCUGGCCGGCACCAUUAAGGACAUUGUGACACGCUAUGCCUAUCAGCAGGGCUACCAUGUGGACCGUCGCUUUGGCUGGGAUUGUCAUGGCUUGCCAGUGGAGUUUGAAAUCGACAAGCUGCUCAACAUCCGCGGUCCGGAGGAUGUGGCAAAAAUGGGUAUUGCCGCAUACAAUGCGGAAUGCCGCAAGAUUGUCAUGCGCUAUGCGGACGAGUGGGAGAAGAUUGUGACGCGCGUGGGACGCUGGAUUGAUUUCAAGAAUGACUACAAGACGCUGUAUCCUUGGUACAUGGAGUCCAUCUGGUGGAUCUUCAAGCAAUUGUAUGACAAGGGCUUGGUUUAUCAGGGCGUUAAGGUGAUGCCCUAUUCGACGGCAUGUACAACAUCCUUAUCGAACUUUGAGGCUAAUCAGAACUACAAGGAUGUUGUGGAUCCUUGCGUGGUGAUUGCGCUGGAGUCGGUAACGCUGCCCAAUACCUACUUCCUUAUAUGGACUACCACGCCUUGGACACUUCCAUCGAAUUUCGCUUGUUGUGUGCACCCCACAAUGACGUAUGUUAAGGUGCGCGAUGUUAAAAGCGAUCGUCUCUUCAUAUUGGCCGAGUCCCGACUUUCGUAUGUCUAUAAAACGGAGGCAGAGUACGAGUUGCUGGAGAAAUUCGAGGGACAAACACUCAAAGGUCUCCACUAUAAGCCGCUGUUCCCCUAUUUCGAAAAACGCGGUGCCGAGGUCAAGGCUUACCGCGUGCUAGUGGAUGAAUAUGUAACGGAGGAUUCCGGUACGGGAAUUGUCCACAAUGCGCCUUAUUUUGGCGAGGACGAUUAUCGUGUGUGCCUGGCAGCAGGCCUUAUCACAAAGUCCAGCGAUGUUAUAUGCCCUGUCGACGAUGCAGGUCGCUUUACCUCCGAGGCGGUCGAUUUUGCGGGUCAGUACGUUAAAGACGCUGACAAAAACAUCAUAAACAAGUUGAAAGCUACGGGAAAUUUGGUGUCCAGUGGACAGGUGAAGCAUAGUUAUCCAUUCUGUUGGCGCUCAGACACGCCACUGAUCUACAAGGCUGUACCCUCGUGGUUUGUACGCGUGGAACAUAUGUCAAAGAACCUGUUGGCCUCCAAUGCACAAACGUAUUGGGUGCCGGACUUUGUGAAGGAGAAGCGCUUUGGAAAUUGGCUUAAAGAUGCCAGGGAUUGGGCCAUCUCUCGUAAUCGUUACUGGGGUACUCCCAUACCCAUCUGGCGUUCGCCCAGCGGUGAUGAGACCGUAGUCAUUGGUAGCAUCAAGCAGCUGGCUGAGUUGUCGGGCGUGCAGGUAGAAGAUUUGCAUCGCGAGAGCAUUGACAAUAUUGAGAUACCAUCAUCAGUGCCUGGACGUCCACCUUUGCGCCGCAUUGCACCCGUCUUUGACUGCUGGUUUGAAUCUGGUUCUAUGCCCUUUGCCCAGCAACAUUUUCCUUUUGAGAAUGAGAAGGACUUUAUGAAUAAUUUCCCGGCGGAUUUUAUUUCGGAAGGCAUCGAUCAGACACGUGGCUGGUUCUACACGUUGCUAGUCAUCUCGACGGCACUGUUCAACAAGGCCCCAUUCAAGAACCUUAUUGCCAGUGGCUUAGUGCUGGCUGCCGAUGGGCAAAAGAUGUCGAAGCGCAAGAAGAACUAUCCCGAUCCCAUGGAGGUGGUGCAUAAGUAUGGAGCCGAUGCCCUACGCUUGUACUUGAUCAAUUCGCCGGUGGUGCGAGCUGAGAGUCUGCGAUUCAAAGAGGAGGGAGUGCGUGACAUUAUCAAGGAUGUAUUUCUGCCUUGGUACAAUGCUUAUCGCUUCUUGCUUCAAAACAUUGUACGCUACGAAAAAGAGGAUCUGGGCGGUCGCUCUCAGUAUUUCUACGACAGAGCGCGUCAUUUGAAGAACAUGGAACAGGCAUCGGUCAUAGAUGUUUGGAUCUUGUCCUUCAAGGAAUCGUUGCUGGAGUUCAUAGCCACAGAAAUGAAAAUGUAUCGUCUGUACACAGUAGUGCCGCGACUAACCAAAUUCAUAGAUCAGCUCACCAAUUGGUAUGUUCGCCUCAAUCGCCGCCGCAUUAAGGGGGAACUGGGCGCAUCGGAGUGCAUACAAUCUCUGGACACACUUUACGAUGUGCUCUUCAGCAUGGUGAAAAUGAUGGCUCCCUUCACACCUUACCUCACUGAAUACAUCUUCCAACGUCUGGCCCUGUUCCAGCCGAAGGGCUCGAUAGAAAAUGCAGAGUCCGUUCACUAUCAAAUGAUGCCCGCCAUUCAGAGAAAGUUUAUUCGCAGCGACAUUGAACAGUCGGUUUCACUGAUGCAAUCGGUUGUUGAUUUGGGUCGUGUCAUGCGCGAUCGUCGUACACUGCCUGUCAAGUAUCCGGUCUCCGAAAUUAUUGUCAUUCACAAAGAUCCACAAGCGUUGGCUGCGGUAAAGAGUCUCCAAGACUUUAUACUUAGCGAGCUGAACGUCCGAAAACUGACGCUGAGUUCGGACAAGGAGAAAUAUGGCGUAACCUUGCGUGCUGAGCCAGAUCAUAAGACGCUUGGCCAACGCCUGAAGGGCAACUUUAAAGCCGUGAUGGCGGCCAUCAAGUCACUCAAAGAUGAUGAUAUACAAAAGCAGAUGGCGCAGGGUUAUUUCAACAUUCUGGAUCAGCGCAUUGAGUUGGAGGAGGUGCGUGUAAUUCUAAGUACGUCCGAUCAAGUAGGCAGCAACUUUGAAGCUCAUAGUGAUAACGAGGUGCUGGUACUAAUGGAUAUGACGCCAAAUGAGGAGCUAUUGGAGGAGGGAUUGGCACGCGAGGUGAUCAAUCGCGUGCAGAAGCUGAAGAAGAUAGCUCAGCUAAUACCCACCGAUCCGGUGCUUAUAUGCUAUGAAUUCGAGAACAGCAGCAAAAAUAAAAACCAAAAGGAGGCACAGGAAGCACAGGCACAACUUCAAAAAGUACUUAUCAACUAUGCGGGCAUGAUUAAAACGGCCGUCAAGUCGGAGUUUUUGGAAUAUACGGACGAGAAAGCGGGCAAGAAACACGUUAUUGCCAGCCAGCUGUGUGAUCUAAAAGGUGUGCCACUGACCCUGUUCAUUUUAUCGACGCAGGAUUUGCAACUGCCCAGCCUGCCGUGGCUAAAUGUGGCGCUGAACGCAGAUAUAAAGCCACGAUUUGGCAACAGCAGUAAGGCGUCCAUAUUAUUGCAGCACAGCGAAACCAAGCAGUUGAUAACGCCGCAAAUCCUGCGCCGUGAACUGGAUCUGCUGUUUGGUCUCUACGGUGUUAGCUACAAUAUGUAUGUGCUCGAUCAAAAGCAGAAAUUUAGCGAGCUACGGAAUAUUGAUAUAAGUCUCAGCGGCCAGCUGUUGGUGCUCGCACGUAAUACCGAUGCCCUAAAGCAGUCUAACUAUCAGGUAACCAUCGGACCCUAUUCAAGAUUUUUAAAUCAACCUUCUGGAAGUACGCUGUUUACCGAAAAUCCCACUGGUCACAAUCUGGCGUAAAGGACUUGUUAAAAAAAGCCAAAACUUCAUAAUCGCUUAAAUAUUUGUACAAGAAAUUUAAUGAACACGUAAUGUAGCUGGCUUUAAGUAGAAAGCUUAGCUUAUUUGUUAUUACAUUUAAAAUAAAUUGUGAAGCACA